AUGGGAUUGAAUAUAAGAUCUAAUGUAUCAUUUACUUCUUUAGGGACUGAAUUAUUGAAUAAGAGUUCUGAUGACCUAGAAAAAGAUUAUGAAGAAGUUACACUUAAACUAUUUCAUUUACUAGCUGAUCUUGAACUUUAUAGAAAAGAAUGGAGUUCUUAUUGUGAUAGUAAUCUAGAUUCUUAUGAAGAUGACGAUUUUUGUCCUACUCUAAAUAAAGUAAUUAAGAAGAUUAGUAAUAAAGUAUCUUCAUAUACACAUAUACAAAGUGUUAUAAGAAAUUGUUUAGCUAAAAGAUCUUUUGAAGAACUUGAUAAUGAUUAA
Cryptosporidium muris RN66 is the source of this 324-nucleotide messenger RNA. RefSeq lists its product as uncharacterized. Bases 1 to 324 code for a protein of 107 amino acids. NCBI's taxonomy places the organism in Eukaryota, Apicomplexa, Conoidasida, Eucoccidiorida, Cryptosporidiidae. The record is from RefSeq and is a predicted model, not a curated record. The transcript has a single exon.